AUGAGGCAGUCCUGCAUGUCCAUCGUCUUCACCGCGGCGCUCAUAUUCAAGUGCUGCGACCUGUCGGGGGCGUUACCCAUGGGCAAGGCUGAGGACGGCUCCUUGGAGCAGGAGACUUUCGCCUCGACGGAAAACGGCUUCAGCGACGCAGACCUGGCCGGCGAGGAGAAGCCGAGCGGGCCCCGGGUCAUCGUGGUGGCCGACCCCAGCGUGUGGAGGGACCUGCGGGUGCUGCACAACGGCCUGUCCCUGUACAAGAGGCGAGCGGACCACAGCGACCAGGCGGCCCAGCACAAGGACGCCAGCCAGGGCGGGAACAUCCCCAUCCUGAGGAGGGACAACAUGAGGUGCAUGGUGGGACGGGUGUACCGGCCAUGCUGGGAAGUCUAG
This is a messenger RNA of Pleuronectes platessa (European plaice), 390 nucleotides long. It is a transcript of the gene pmchl, whose product is annotated as pro-melanin-concentrating hormone, like. Gene Ontology annotation, biological process: behavior; chemical synaptic transmission. The transcript has a single exon. The record is from RefSeq and is a predicted model, not a curated record. NCBI's taxonomy places the organism in Eukaryota, Metazoa, Chordata, Actinopteri, Pleuronectiformes, Pleuronectidae. Gene Ontology annotation, molecular function: type 1 melanin-concentrating hormone receptor binding; melanin-concentrating hormone activity. Bases 1 to 390 code for a protein of 129 amino acids.